This is a messenger RNA of Moneuplotes crassus, 750 nucleotides long. Lineage: Eukaryota; Ciliophora; Spirotrichea; Euplotida; Euplotidae. The record is from the annotation of a GenBank genome assembly.
GUAUAUUAAAUCGAUCAUGGAAGCUUAUAUGACCACACAAGCCAUGCUUGUAAAUCAACUAAACCCUGAAGCCUUGAACUAUCUCACGUCUAACUGGUGACAUCAUGAAGUAUUAGGCUGGCUAAAUACUCAGCAAGAAGUAACUCAAUCCACAAGGUCGUACAUUAGCGUUAGAAACACUUCUGGAAUUGUAAAAGAGAAUUCAAACAAAGUAUUUAAAACCAAAUCAAACUCUCAAAACAAUGAAGAGAACAAGGAUAGCCCCUUACCUCAAUCAAGUCAGCAGAUGCACUACGAGACCUACAAACAAAUUAAAUCAAUCACCACCAAAGACACUCCUGGAAUUUCAAAAACUCAGAUCUAUGAGAAACUCCUCAAGCCAUUCAAACACCAGAAAAGAGUGGUCAAGACUCCUGUCACUAACAAAGAGACUGCUGUAUACAUCUGAAAGUACGAAGGGUGUGACAAAGAGUACACCAAGAUCUGGAAUCUGCUCGACCACGUCCGCAUGCACGAAGGCAUCAAGCCUUACCAAUGCGACUCGUGCUCGAAGUCGUUCACGCAGAAGGGAAACCUCAAGAAGCACAUGAAGCAACAUCAUUUGAAGACUCUGGGCGAGAGAAAGAGAUUCGAGUGUAGAGUCUGCAAGAGAAAAUACACUGAGAAGUACAACCUCAAGGCUCACAUGAAAACUCAUGAGUAAACCUAAACAUCAAGAAAUAUAAGAGCAAUUAUGGAGGGAGACAAGGG